AUGUCAUUUGCCGACGCCUCCACCCUAACGCUCCUCCGACUCCCUACCGAAAUCCUCCUCAUGAUAGUCAAGCAAAUGGUCCCCUCUGCGCUCGCCGCCUCUGUCCACACCUCAGCCCGCCUCAGAGCGCUCAGCAUCCCAGUAUACGACUCACUUCCCAUCGAACAGGUUCUAGUAAGUUUCAAGCACGUUUCCGCGACCGAUGACCACCAGGCAAUGGCCCUUCUGCUUCCAAGGAUUCGGCGCGAGCUCAGAUCUGACCCGUACGUAGGCUACGCGGCCCUAGUAGCUGCCUGCACAAGCAGCAAUACGCACAUCGUUCAGCGGCUCGCCAUCGACGACGGGAUUCCCUUUGAUGUUGGCGCCAGAUGCUUGGAGCCAACGCCGCUCCUCGCGGCGAUGAAGAACAAGAAUACGGGCCCGUUGGGUAUUCUUGUUGCUGCGGGCGCUGAUUUGCGUCACGUAGUGCACUACAGCAAGUUAUUGAGGCCAAGGUAUCUUUUUGAGAUCGGCCAUGGGUGCAACGUCGACUGGACCGAUCACAUGGACUCGACUCCGUUGCUGCUAGCAGCCGAACGGGGCCAUCUUGAUAUUGUAUCUUUCUUGCUGGAAAAGGGCGCUCAGACUAACCAUACGGACUUAGAGGGCAGGACGGCCCUUUUCUGGGCCUCGAAAGGCGGCCAUAUGGGUAUCGUCCGUGUUCUGGUCGCACAGGGCGCCGAUUUGAACAGGGCUGACGAGUACGGACGGACUCCUAUGUUGGCUGCAGUUCAGCACGGGCGCACCGAGGUGGUCCAGUUUCUUCUGGAUGCUGGUGCCGACAAGAAAAAGCCGGAUAUACACGGAAAUGUUCCUAGAGACUAUGCGGAACGAAGCCAGUACAGGGAGGAGUUUGCAGGCAUCUUCGGGUUUCCGUUGCUUUGA
Molecule: messenger RNA, 924 nt
Organism: Aspergillus nidulans FGSC A4
Lineage: Eukaryota; Fungi; Ascomycota; Eurotiomycetes; Eurotiales; Aspergillaceae
Product: ankyrin repeat domain-containing protein
Exons: 2
Coding region: 1-924 (307 amino acids)
Source: RefSeq, a predicted model, not a curated record